AUGUUCACUCUGAACGGCGAAGUGUGGAACGAAAACAGAAAUUUUACUGUCCGCGUGCUUCGAAACCUGGGUUAUGGAAAGACAGCAAUGGAGGAGCAUAUCAAGGAGGAAUUGUCGAGCCUCGUCAAGCAGAUAGAAGAAGCCAGAGGACGUGCUAUUCCAGUGUUCGAGUUCGUCCUUUCAAGCGUGCUCAACGUCACCAGUGGCAUCUUGUUUGGAAUUAGAUACCCUCCCGGCGACCUGAAGCGCGAAUACCUGACGAAACACGCCGCGGGUUACGUGGAGGGAAUCCACUGCGACCCGAUUAUCGAAUGGAAACCCUGCUGGCUGAGCCGUCUCGAGGCCAGCCUGCCCUUCACGAGGACGGGGGCCAUGCGCAGACAUCGUAAGGCGCUGGCCGACUUCAUCAGGGAUCAAGUCAAGGAACAUGAAGACACAAUGGAGGCAGACGUCACCCGAGACUUCAUUGACGGCUACCUCAAGCAAGUUGAGAAGCAUCAGCAUGAUCCCAAUUCUGCGUUUCGAGUAAGCCAUCUGUUGGGAAACAGCCUGGAACUCAUUUCCGGUUCCGCCACGAACACACCAGCCCUGAUCCACUGGCUGCUGGUGGUGUGCGCGCAGAAUCCUGACAGAGUGCAGGCCAGGAUUCAGAAGGAGGUCGACGACGUCGUUGGCCGUCAGAGACAGCCUACUUGGGACGACCGCAAGGCGAUGCCGUUCACGAUGGCCAGCGUGCUUGAGAUAACGCGGUGGAAGGCCACCACGCUUUUCCCGAUGCCCCGAGGUGUACAAGAAGACACUAUCAUCGGCAAGUACGUUAUUCCCAAAGGAACUAUGGUUCUGAUUAACCUCAUGGGAGUGCACAAAAAUCCCGAUCUUUGGGAGAAUCCGGAUAGAUUCGAUCCAACACGAUUCUUAACAGCCGACGGCAGUGAACUGGAGAAGAAACCGGGGCACCUCAUCCCUUUCUCGCUUGGCAAAAGAAAAUGUCCGGCAGAGAAGCUGGGGUACGUCGAAAUGUUUCUGUACCUAUCAACCCUUCUGCAGAGAUUCAGCGUGUUUCCUGAUAAGGGAACAGUUCUGCCUGACCUCGAAUGCCCGACCACACCUUGUAGGGAUACCUCUUUGAAGAUGUUGCGCUUUGUCACUCGCCCAUAG
Messenger RNA from Ixodes scapularis (black-legged tick), 1158 nucleotides. Its product is annotated as cytochrome P450 2J2. The transcript has 6 exons. NCBI's taxonomy places the organism in Eukaryota, Metazoa, Arthropoda, Arachnida, Ixodida, Ixodidae. The record is from RefSeq and is a predicted model, not a curated record. Gene Ontology annotation, molecular function: heme binding; iron ion binding; monooxygenase activity. Bases 1 to 1158 code for a protein of 385 amino acids.